AUGACUUUGAAGAUAAUCAUCCCGUCUACAACAAUUGAUGUCAAAAACGAUAUAGAUAAAUUAGAGAAUUUGCCAAUUAGACAAAUAGUAUAUCAUGAUGAAAUUUUACAAGGAUACAUAAUAAAUUAUAAAGACAAUGACUCCAAACUGAAAAAAACUACGGUUUAUCUGUGCAUACUACCUCAAAAUUCAGAUUUCACAACAGAGUUAGUAAGUCAAGAGAACACUAGCGUCCACAAAUACACAUUUGACGAAAAUCAGGUAGUAUUUGAAAACAAUGAAAUUUUAGUAUGGCUUUUCAAAUUUCCAAUAUUACACCAAAGAAAGAAAAUAGCACAACCGAACUUGUAUAUAGCAUGUCAAUUGGAAGAAUCGACUGAACCUCAAGUGGUAGAUAUAACAAGGGCCGAAGAUUCCAUGGACUUACCAAAUUUUAUGCCAGUUUUCAAUGAUUUAAUGGUGUAUUCUGAUGUCUCAAUCAAUGAACAACCAAAUCAGAAUAGUUUGGAUACGACUAUAAAGAAAAAAGCGGAAGAUGAAAAAGAAAGAGUGAAAGAAGAAAUUGCAGUCAUCAACUUGCCAAUAAUUACGUCAUUAGUGAUCAAAUUGAAGACAACGAAACCAGCUGGUCGGAAUGCGAUUCUUUUAGCAGCAUUAAAUAUUGAAUGCUCUGAUGAUCUACUUCAUUUUUUGACGAAGGAAAAGUCAAUCGAUAAUACCUUGCAUGACAUAUAUUUUGAAAUAACGGAAUUAAAUUUGAUUUUUGAAAACUCAUUAAUUCAACCAACUACUCAAGUUGUUCCUACAAAAAUAAGAAUAAUGGAUUCAUUAAAUGUUAUUUACAGGCUAGUUUCCAACGCAUUGCCAAAUAAAUCCAGCUCAAAGCCCAUUUUUAUUAAAAUGUCAUUUAAGGUGCAAAAAGUGGUCAAUGGAGAAUUGAAAAGUAUCAGUAACCUAAUUGAAACUGAGUGGAACCCAUUCAUAGAUUUUGGAUUAAUUGCUCCACCAAUCAACAAUGCUUUGAAGACAAAUAACAAUGUAUCUCAAGUACAAUCUCAAGUCGGUGCUCUACCGAAUGGAACAAAUAUUAGACAAAAAGCAUUAUUGAAUAACAUAUACAAAUUGAGGAGUCCGAAUUCUUCAACCCACAGUGCAAAUAGUCUAACGCUAUCAUCUUCAUCUUCGACCAACAAUAGGAAAUCAAGCUCAGGGAUGCCCAGAAUAGCGUCCUCAGUUACUGUCAACUUGGCUACGAAUGUCAACUCAUCAUUAGCAGGUUUGAAAUUGACAUUUAUUGGUAAACUAGACAUUCAAGUGAAUCAGGUAACAAACUGGAAGAUUCAAGCUGUCAAUAAUUCACCAAAUAGAUUGAAUUUAUCAUUGUUAGUUCAAAAUGCUAUAAAUUUCAACCCAAUCUAUAGUACAAAUACAACUUCUACAAACAAUAUUUCAUCUUCAAAUCUACUAACAAUGAAUCAAAAUAGUAAAAGCACCUCGAAUAAUGAUGUUAUAAUACAAAAUAAAAAUCGAUCGUAUUCAUUAUACAAUUCAUUGAAAGCGAAUUAUGAAGAGGAAGGAGUAAUAAUUUUGAAUAAUGAUGUUAGGAUUGGACCAUUGGAACCUCAAACAGUUUUCGAAACAAAUAUACAAUUGAUAGGAAAUAGAAAGGGUAUUUUCAAUUUAGACGGGAUAAAGAUAUUUGAUAUCAAUACUGGUGACGGUAUAGAUUUUGGAAAAUUGAUAGAAGUUUUUGUAGUCUAG
Molecule: messenger RNA, 1761 nt
Organism: Lodderomyces pseudojiufengensis
Lineage: Eukaryota; Fungi; Ascomycota; Pichiomycetes; Serinales; Debaryomycetaceae
Exons: 1
Coding region: 1-1761 (586 amino acids)
Biological process (GO): intra-Golgi vesicle-mediated transport
Cellular component (GO): trans-Golgi network; TRAPPII protein complex
Source: RefSeq, a predicted model, not a curated record